AUGGUACGCAUUUGUUUUGACUCAAAAACCACAUGUGAACCUCCCUCUUCCCCCGAUAUGCUGUCACAGGACGCAGGUGAGCCUUCUCAUGGACAUGCUCGACAUGAGCGACACCAUCAUUCAGGCUCCUCUGUUGCCUCCUGGAGGGGCUUCCGUGGAAGCUCUACAAUGACGGGAGCUCCUGCGAUCCUCUCGAUGAGCUCGCAUGAUUUUGUUCUGCUGGAUCGCUUGGAGCGUCGCGUGGACGCGCAGAGUUUUGCAACCGUUUUGAAAGCCUACUUGGUUGUCAAGAACAGGCUUGCGGCGAGGCGUGCAGACAGGGAGUUUAGGGAACGAAGGCAAGGCAGUGGAGCAGGAGCUGAAGCGGGAGGUGUGGGUUCAAGGAAUUCCCGGUACAAGAAGAUAAACAGCCGAGUCGCCCUGAUGGAUUCCAAUGCAGAAAGAGCAGAAGUGGCUGGAUCCCAUAUUGCGAAACGCCCCAGCGUCAUUCGUCGUCUGUGGUCUUUCAAGAAGACUAGCUCCAAAGGGGACAGUGGAGGAGACGCUGCGCGAGGACGGGCUUUAGGAAAUGGGGCAGUUUCGAGGCCUUCAGAGUCUCCUACUGAACGGGCAGCGGCUGUUCGGGCACAAGGAGAUUAUCCAAGAUCCCUGGCGGAGUGGGAAGCAGAAGAAACCUUGUUGGAGCAGCGUCUGGCCUUCUUGGGGUGCCGCACAGUCACGGCAGUCGGCGACGGGAACUGCCAGUUCAGGUCGUGCGCAUUCGGACUAUUUGGUUCAGAAGACUGGCACAAAGUUGUACGGAAGAAAGCAGUUCGCCACAUGCGAAUACACACGCAAGAAUAUGCGGACUUUUUUGAGGGGCCCGCCCUGGAGGUAUAUUUUAAGGACAUGGAGCGGAGCGGGACCUGGGGUGAUGAACUCACGCUAAGAGCAAUAGCGGAUGCUUUCUGCUGCACUAUACACUUAAUCACUUCAGCUCCUGCUGGCUGGUAUCUUCGCUACGACCCAGAGAAGGAGGGAGAGCAAGUCGUUCCCAAGAGACAUCUCUUCCUUACGUAUAUUUCUCCUAUACACUAUAACGCAUUUUACCUAAAAAACGAUCUGCGCUGA
Cyclospora cayetanensis is the source of this 1110-nucleotide messenger RNA. RefSeq lists its product as uncharacterized. The record is from RefSeq and is a predicted model, not a curated record. NCBI's taxonomy places the organism in Eukaryota, Apicomplexa, Conoidasida, Eucoccidiorida, Eimeriidae. The transcript has a single exon. Gene Ontology annotation, molecular function: cysteine-type deubiquitinase activity. Gene Ontology annotation, biological process: protein deubiquitination. The coding region runs from base 1 to 1110 and encodes 369 amino acids.